This is a messenger RNA of Drechmeria coniospora, 3009 nucleotides long. RefSeq names its product Protein transport protein SEC24. The record is from RefSeq and is a predicted model, not a curated record. Gene Ontology annotation, cellular component: COPII vesicle coat; endoplasmic reticulum exit site. NCBI's taxonomy places the organism in Eukaryota, Fungi, Ascomycota, Sordariomycetes, Hypocreales, Ophiocordycipitaceae. Gene Ontology annotation, molecular function: SNARE binding; zinc ion binding. Bases 1 to 3009 code for a protein of 1002 amino acids. Gene Ontology annotation, biological process: endoplasmic reticulum to Golgi vesicle-mediated transport; intracellular protein transport; COPII-coated vesicle cargo loading. The transcript has 3 exons.
AUGUCGGCCCCCUCGAGCGCCGGUCACGGUCAAUUCCCCGGCAGCGAGCAGCAGCAGUUCGGCCAGCCGGCCCAGACGGAGACGGGCCAGCCGGACGCCGGCGCUGCUCCUGGCAAGAAGAAGAAGAGGGGAUACGCCGCCGGCGCGUUCGACGUAGGCACCGGCGCCAAUGCCACGACCAACGCCCAGCUGCAAGGCGGCGCCCAGCAGUACGGCAUCCCUGCUGCCGGCCAGCAGCAACCGGCAGCCUACGGAGGCUACCCACAACCCGACGCCCAGCAGGCUGGAGGUGCUGCCUACCAGUACGGGCAGCCCGGGAUGCAGCAGCAGCAGCAGCCGGCUCAGCAGGGCGCCCACCCUGCCUAUCCGGCGGCCCCCGAUCAAGGAUAUCCCGCGCCCGUCGGCGGCGCCCAGCUUGGCCAGGCCGGCGUGGCGGACAUCAGCCAGGCCAUGGGCGGCAUGCAUCUCGGUGGCCAGGCCGAUGCGCAGCAGCAGCAGCAGCAGCAGCAGCAGCCGGCGGCGGCCCAAGGGCACCGGGCUGGACCUUUGAACCAGCUCUACCCCACCGACCUGAUGAACCAGCCCUUCUCCGUCGCCGAGCUCGACCUCCCGCCGCCGCCGAUCGUCCUGCCCCCCAAUACAAGCGUGACGCCGUCGCCCGAUUCCAACUGCCCUCCGCGGUACACUCGCUCGACGCUCAACGCCGUGCCCACCACCAACUCCCUGCUCAAGAAGUCGAAGCUGCCCUUUGCCCUCGUCAUCCAGCCGUACGGCUCGCUGCACGACGACGAGGACCACGUGCCCGUCGUGCAGGACCAGGUCAUCUCGCGCUGCCGCCGAUGCCGAACGUACAUCAACCCCUUCGUCACCUUCCUCGACCACGGCCACCGCUGGAGGUGCAACAUGUGCAACCUCAGCAACGACGUCCCCCAAGCCUUUGACUGGGACGCCGCGGCGCAGCAGACGGUGGACAGGUGGCAGCGCCACGAGCUCAACCACUCGGUCGUCGAGUUCGUCGCCCCGCAGGAGUACAUGGUCCGCCCGCCCCAGCCGCUCGUCUACCUCUUCGUCGUCGACGUGAGCUACGCCGCCGUGUCCAACGGCCUGCUCGCCACCGCGGCCCGGACGAUACUCGACAGCCUGAACCGGAUACCCAACGCGGACAGGCGAACGCGCCUCGGCUUCGUCGCCGUCGACGCCGGCCUGCACUACUUCUCCAUCCCCAAGGACGCCGACGAGGGUGCCGAGACCAAGAUGCUCGUCGUCAGCGACCUCGACGAGCCCUUCCUCCCCGUCCCUCACGACCUCCUGGUGCCGCUGACGGAGAGCCGGCAGAGCAUCGAGAGGUUCCUGCAGAAGCUGCCCGACAUGUUCCUGAACAACCAGAACAACGGCUCCUGCAUGGGCGCCGCCCUCCGCGCCGGCCACAAGCUCAUCUCGCCUCUCGGCGGCAAGAUCGUCGUCCUCACCGCCUCGCUGCCGAACGUCGGCACCGGCAAGCUGGACAUGCGGGAGGACAAGAAGCUGCUGGGCACGUCCAAGGAGGGCGGCCUGCUGCAGACGGGCAACAGCUUCUACAAGAGCUUCGCCGUCGAGUGCUCCAAGAACCAGGUCUCCAUCGACAUGUUUCUGUUCUCGUCGCAGUACCAGGACGUCGCCUCCCUCAGCAACCUCCCGCGAUACACGGGCGGCCAGACCUGGUUCUACCCCGGCUGGCACGCGUCGCGGCCCGAGGACGCGCUCAAGUUCGCCUCCGAGUUCAGCGACUACCUGUCGUCGGAGAUCGGCCUCGAGGCCGUCCUCCGCGUGCGCGCCACGACGGGCCUGCGCAUGAACACCUUCUACGGCAACUUCUUCAACCGCAGCUCGGACCUGUGCGCCUUCCCCGCCUUCCCGCGAGACCAAUGCUACGUCGUCGAGGUGGCCAUCGACGAGAACAUCACCAAGAACUUUGUCUGCCUGCAGGCGGCCGUGCUGCACACGACGUGCAACGGCGAGCGUCGCAUCCGCGUCAUCACCCUGGCCCUGCCGACGACGACCAACCUGUCCGACGUCUACGCCUCGGCCGACCAGUGCGCCAUCACCACCUACUUCAGCCACAAGGCGGUCGAGCGAACGCUCGGCAGCGGGCUCGAGGCGGCGCGCGACGCCCUGCAGGCCAAGCUCACCGAGCUCCUGCAGACGUUCAAGAAGGAGCUCGGCGGCGGCAGCAUGGGCGGCGGCGGCCUCCAGUUCCCGGCCAACCUGCGCGGCCUGCCCGUGCUGUUCCUCGGCCUCAUCAAGAACGUCGGGCUCCGGAAGUCGACGCAGAUCCCGUCCGACAUCCGGUCGGCCGCGCUGUGUCUCCUGUCGACGCUUCCCGUGCCGCUCCUGAUGCGCUACAUCUACCCCAGGCUCUACUCCCUGCACGACAUGCCCGACAACGCCGGCACGCCCGACGAGCAGACGGGCCAGAUCAUCCUGCCGCCGCCCGUGAACCUGUCGUCGGAACGGCUCAUGUCGUACGGCCUGUACCUCAUCGACGACGGGCAGACGCAGUUCCUCUGGGUCGGCCGCGACGCCGUGCCGCAGCUGGUCGGAGACGUCUUCGGCAUCGAGGACCGAACGCAGCUGCAGGUCGGGAAGGGCCGCGUCCCCGAGCUCGAGGGAGACUUCAACGAGCGGGUCAGGGCCGUGAUCCAGAAGAGCAGGGAUCACAGGUCGCUCGGCGUCGGGAGCAUCACCGUCCCGCACCUGUACAUUGUGCGCGAGGACGGCGAGCCGAGCCUCAAGCUCUGGGCCCAGACGUUGCUUGUGGAAGACCGGGCGGACCAGGGAGUCAGUGCGGCGCAAUGGCUGGGAGUUUUGCGGGAAAAGAAGCGGAAGCAAGAUGGACCGCGCCGACGAGGCAGACGCCAGCGGCAGCACGCAGACGACGAGGGCGAUGGCAAAACUGCAAGCUACCGAAGCUGUCUUACGACAAAGGUACAAUUGGUCCCCGAAGAAUACGACGAGAAAAGAAAUGCGUAG